UAUGAACAGAAAAGGAUCUACAGGACAGAAGAGACUGAACUAAAAAUUGUUCCAAUGGGACGAUUAACGGGAUUCCUAGACGGCCAGUGGUGGCGUCUUCUGUUGGUGUGUCUGCUGAUGCUCGCCACCGCUUCAUCGUACUCUAUACCCAGUCUUGAGAUGCUCAAUGCAGAGGGCACAGGGGGCAGGGAUCCCGGACAGCUGGGGGAGAUAAACCGUGAAUGCUGGGACGCUUCGUCGCUGGCAGUAAUACAAGCGCGCAAGUUGCGCGUUGCAGAUACAGUUGCUGGGCUCUGGGACUUCAUGACAUACCUGAGCGGGUCUAAUCAACCCAAACAUCAAGACAUGUUUAUGGAGCUGGCGCAGGUCUUUUGGGAGAGGUAUGUGGACUGUGUGCUCGCACGGGCGCACGGACUCGGCAGAAGGGCCAGCGCGUCCAGCGAUCGAUUGAGUUUCCUCCCGUUUAACGGCAAAAGCGUGUCCCGUUAUUUCUCUGAUACCAUGUGCGCUCAGCAGGCUCCGCGUAUCUGGGCUCGCUGUAAAUGCCUGCCGGUGCGGCACGAGGCGCAGAUGAUGCUGGAUGGAGACAGACGCCUCGCAGCUUUUUCUCUGCUGCUACUCUGGAGUAACGCCUAUGAUUCAGCUACGUGCCACGCCGUUUUAAUAUUGUCCAGCAUCAUUCAUACCCCCUAG
Messenger RNA from Labeo rohita (rohu), 693 nucleotides. Its product is annotated as protein FAM237B-like. The record is from RefSeq and is a predicted model, not a curated record. The transcript is spliced from 3 exons. The coding region runs from base 55 to 693 and encodes 212 amino acids. NCBI's taxonomy places the organism in Eukaryota, Metazoa, Chordata, Actinopteri, Cypriniformes, Cyprinidae.